Molecule: messenger RNA, 1463 nt
Organism: Siniperca chuatsi (mandarin fish)
Lineage: Eukaryota; Metazoa; Chordata; Actinopteri; Centrarchiformes; Sinipercidae
Gene: ntmt1
Product: N-terminal Xaa-Pro-Lys N-methyltransferase 1
Exons: 4
Coding region: 158-826 (222 amino acids)
Biological process (GO): N-terminal protein amino acid methylation
Cellular component (GO): cytoplasm
Molecular function (GO): N-terminal protein N-methyltransferase activity
Source: RefSeq, a predicted model, not a curated record
CGCUGUUGUCACUUCUCCUCCCGGGAACCAAAUAAGGAAAUGACGUGGUGCCUGUGCAGCGAUGGUCCCAAAUAGAAAACUGAAACACUGACACCGGGACCGGGUUUGUGAGAGGAAGAGGAGGGUGCGGGACCUGGCGCUGUGGGACAAGACGAGGAUGGGUGACAAAACAGCAGAUGAGGCAAGCUUCUACUCCAAUGCAGAGGACUACUGGAAAGAGGUUCCCCCCACAGUGGAUGGCAUGCUGGGAGGCUAUGGCAGCAUCUCCAGCAUCGAUAUCAAUGGAUCCAAGGCUUUCCUGCAGAAGUUCCUUGGUGAAGGGCAGGGGAAGACGGGCACGGGCUGUGCUCUGGACUGUGGAGCCGGCAUUGGGAGGAUCACCAAGCGUUUACUGCUGCCUCUGUUCAACACCGUGGACCUGGUGGAUGUGACACAGGAGUUCCUGGACAAAGCCAAGACGUACCUGGGAGAGGAGGGCAAGAGAGUGGGGAACUACCUCUGCAGCGGCCUGCAGGACUUUGUACCAGAGAGUGGACGCUAUGAUGUCAUCUGGAUCCAAUGGGUCAUUGGCCACCUGACAGACGAUCACCUGGUGGAGUUCCUGAGGCGGUGCCAGAAAGCCCUGCGGCCCAACGGCCUCAUCGUCAUCAAGGACAAUGUGUCGUAUGAGGGCGUGGUCCCUGAUGAGGUGGACAGCAGCGUCUGCCGCGACCUGGAAAUAGUUCACAGUCUCGUGGGCAGAGCGGGCCUCCGCAUCGUCCACGAGGAGCAACAAAUGAACUUCCCAAAGGAGAUCUACCAAGUCCACACACUGGCUCUCAGAUAGAGGACUGUUCCCUCCUCCAUGGUAAAGGAAGAGGGUGUAUACAAAGUAUUUCUAAUGUGGAAAUUGUGUUUUUCUAGUGAGCAAUGCAUAUAUUAUCUGUUUGGAAAUGAUCUGCAGUGUUUGUGGAGUGUGUUUGCUAACUCUAAGCAUCGGUCUUCUGCUCUGUGCUUAUUGCUGAGUCAUCGUUUCUGGGCUACCAGGCCUUAAGCUACAGUCACAUUACACUUCUGUCUCCCAUUGGAACUGUGACAGCACAUCCUUUGUCAGCGCUGAGUGCGGGGCCGUUUCAUGGAACGAAGGCUAAUGUGAGCGAACCCCAGUGUCCACUGAGAAGCGGAGUAUCUUCUUAUGUUCUUAAUGUUGUUGUUUUGUAGCUUAUUGAAAACAUGUUUGCAGGUAAUUUAUGAUCAAUGUGGUAACAGAGACUUUGUGGCCGUAUUCUACUGUUUUAAUUAGGGAUGUCCCAAUCAAGUUUUUUUUUUUUUUUUACUCCAACCCCGAUCCAGGUCCUUAAAUAUCGGGUAUCUGCUCACGCCGAGUCUGAUCCGAUACUUAUAUGUUGAUUACAUGUAUCACAUUGGAAUAACAGCUUUACAAAUUUCUUGACCCAAAUACAGAAGGUCCUGGUUCAAAACGA